CUCUCUCACGCCAGCGCAUGUGCCAUCACCAUCAUUCCCAUCAUACGAAAAUACGACAGCACUGCCACCGUCCCCGUAGCACGGCAUACUCAUAACAAGCAUCGUCCGGAUACGAGUGUCGACCCAACCGGAAGACACGCUUCUCCCUCCCACUGCACGCACGCACGCGCACACGCACCCACGCACGGCACGGCCAACGAAACAGUCUUCUGGAUGCAGCAGCAUUGCCAGAGGCAGAGGAGGAGUUCGAGAGUACCAAGCGGCAUACUCGAGGUAGGAGGACGGGAGUGAACAUCGAUGCCAUCGGCCAGGACCGACAAGGCCGUGCAGGAACGCAGAGAGAAGCUCGCCAGCUCGUACCAGUCCCUACUGAGCGAGUUCUCCGCCUCCGACCUCCACACGGUGGGCAAUUACGCACUUGGGCGACUCAUCGGCAAAGGUAGCUUCGGAAAAGUCUACCUGGCCCAGCACAAGCUCACCAAUGGCUCCAAAGUCGUCCUCAAGAGCGCAAAGAAGGAUGACGCGAAUCUGGCCCGCGAAAUCCACCACCACCGACAGUUCCUCCACCCACACAUCGCGAGACUCUACGAGGUGAUAGUGACAGAGAGCCUGGUAUGGCUGGUGCUGGAAUAUUGUCCCGGUGACGAGCUGUACAACUAUCUGCUGAAGCAUGGUCGCAUGGAGGUGAGCAAGGCGCAGAGGAUCUUCACGCAACUGGUAGGUGCCGUGACGUAUGUGCAUGCAAAGGGCUGCGUGCAUCGAGACCUGAAGUUGGAGAACAUCUUACUGGAUAAGCAUGAGAACGUCAAACUGGUGGAUUUUGGCUUCACGCGAGAAUAUCAGGGCUCGACGAGCUAUUUGCAGACGUGGUGUGGGACGGUAUGCUACAGUGCGCCAGAGAUGCUGAAGGGGGAGAAGUAUGCGGGUGAAAAGGUGGAUGUGUGGAGUUUGGGGAUCAUUCUAUAUGCCUUGCUCUGCGGAGAGCUUCCAUUCGACGACGACGAUGACAGUGUCACGAAAGUACGGAUUCUGAAGGAGGACCCGCAAUAUCCGGACCACAUGCCAGAGGGUCCGAAGGAGUUGAUCAAGAAGCUACUCUCAAAGCGACCCCUGUUACGGCCAAGUCUGGGUGAUGUGUUGAAAGACCCGUGGUUGGUGGAACACGCGCCGCAUCAGCAAGAGAUCUUGAAGUUGCAGCAACCACCGCCGUUUUCGACACAGCUUGAGAAAGAUGUGCUGCAGCGCAUGCGGAGUGCAGGCGUUGACAUAGACCUGGUCAUCGAAAACGUCUUAUCUCAGCGCUGCGAUUCUCUGGCCGGAUGGUGGGCUCUGCUCCUCGAGAAGGAGGUGCGCAAGGAAAGGAGGAGAGAACGCAAGCGCAAGGAACGUGAAGCUGAAGCCAAAUCGAUUCGUAGGCUAAGUGCUGCCAGCGGCAGGCUGCUGGCGCAGAGUGCCUUUCUUGGCGAGAUUCAUGAAGGGGAAGAGAACCCACCACAGGAGUCACCUCGAUCGAGAGGACGUCGCAAGGAGCGUGCUCAUGGCAGCACGUUGCUGACCCCUGAUCUACCCAAGGUGACCGAGACGAAAUCGCUCACUCCAGAAGGCGAAAAAUCCAGGCCGCACACUGCUUCAGACAACAGCAGAUCACGGAGUAGGCCUCGCCCGCCCCCCAAAGACUUCAGUGGCGUAGCCCGCUCGCGAAGGACGGCUUCUAGGGGAAGUCAGAGUAUGCUGCGAGUCGUGACUAACAAUCCGGACUUGCUCAGCCCAUCAUACGUUCCCCCAACGCAGCGCAAGAACAAGCUUUAUCCUGCGCCCUUGAGACAGCAACUCGCUUGGGUCAAGCACCUUUUCAAGGGCGAGGCAUUCAAGCGAUCCAAAUCUCCCAAUGAGGCCGAUAAGACCAGCUCGUCGAACGGCAAGAUCGCGCCGAUUGGUAAGACCUCUCAGGAGAAAGGCGAUUUGCGCGAAUUGCAUCGCGUUGCUACAGGGCCAGCGACUGCUCGACGCAAGAGCAUUGGGCAUAAUCGACCAGAAUUACGGAACAGCCAGUCAUAUCCAACGCGACCUCGAAUUAACACUACUUCCUCCACUGGCAGUGGUACCAGUGCACGAGGCCCUCGUACGAGCUUGAGCCCCCACACGUUGACGCCGCACUCGUCCUAUCGCAGGUCUUCCGCUGGCCUUCGAGGUCGCAAGUCAACAUCGUCGUCGGUCUCGUCAAUACGCAGCACAUACAAAGGCAAACAUCAGCAUAGUCACUCCAAAGCAUCAAGCACAUCAAGUGCUUCGGUCGCCUCGCCUUCCGGACUAUCGUCAGCAUCUGGAUCACGAAUGGGUAGGUCACCUCACAGUUCCGUGAAAAUGCUGCCUUCUACGCCAACGGCAAGCAUUCCUUCUGGUAUGCGCUUCUCUCGACGGCCUCCACCCUCGAACAUAGGAUCUCUCCCCGCCUUUCAAGCAGAAGGGAGAGGGAGCAUUUUCGGAGCGAACCCAGCUCCCUCGUCCCCCGGCCUCCCCAAAUUCGCAAGACGCAAACGUUCCGUCUUCAAAGGGCCUAUGCAUAAUAACGGCUCACCAAGUGGCUUCAAUCGAACGCCUUCUGGUGGAAGUCGUUCGGCUUCCGUGCAAGGUCGCCCGAGCGGAGAAAUGAUGCCCGGCCUCACGGAAGAGGACGAGGAAGAAGCAGAGGUGGAAGAGGAAAUGGAAGAGUAUGAGGAAGAUCAAUUCGGACCUGAACUGGCUGGCGUCGUCUCGAAUGAUGAGGCUACUACGAACGCAGAUGGCGUGGAACCUGUCAGUCCUUUGAGUCCCAUUCCAGGCGAGGAAGAGAACCCACUCAACGCCGCUGUGGAGGUUCUCGCGGCAGGAAGUGGACAGCCGCUCACUGCUGAAGCGUUGGCCAAAUUGAGCGAAGAGGAAGCUGCACUCGAAGAGAAGGCGAGUAAGAAGAGCGUUGACUCGAACGCGGUGAAGGAAGCAGCAGUCUGAGUGGAUUGCAGUCGUGGAUAAUGUUUAGGGUGGACGAUCCGUUGUGCUUCUCAUGUUCGUUUCAGCGAGCGAUUGCAAUCCCGAUCAACUAUGGUAUCGGAAGGCUUCUUUCCCUUUUCGACUCGAUUGAAGAAGCGCCUGAAGAAGCAAGGCCAGAUGGGGGAGGACAUUCUUUUUCUUCCCACUACUACCAUCAUUUCUUACCUUUUUUUUUCUUUCUUUUUUUGGCUGCAAGCUGAGAUGAAAGGAUUUUUGUGGCUUAUACAGAUACCCCCCCGAGUUUGUUGUCAUUCUUGUUGUCGUUGGUGUUGUAGCAGCAGCAGCAGCAGCAGUUGUAGUAGUAGUAGUAGCAUGAGCGAAAAAUAAAAAUUUGGUAGACC
Sphaerulina musiva SO2202 is the source of this 3371-nucleotide messenger RNA. RefSeq names its product kinase-like protein. Bases 298 to 2991 code for a protein of 897 amino acids. Gene Ontology annotation, cellular component: cytoplasm. The record is from RefSeq and is a predicted model, not a curated record. NCBI's taxonomy places the organism in Eukaryota, Fungi, Ascomycota, Dothideomycetes, Mycosphaerellales, Mycosphaerellaceae. Gene Ontology annotation, molecular function: protein serine/threonine kinase activity; ATP binding. The transcript has 2 exons. Gene Ontology annotation, biological process: intracellular signal transduction; protein phosphorylation.